UUCAUUUAUUUUGAUUUCAAGAUUCUAAAACCUGAAAUCUCUAUUCCAAAACAUAACUCUGUUGCUUCAUAAUGGAUCAAUUCACGUUGGGUCCCUUGAUUGCCCAGCAACGUCGCCGUGGAAAACGGAAAAGCUUAACUGUUACUUUUGCUCGAGGCAUUGGUCAACGGGAGAUGCUUCGCGCUAACACAUUGCCUUCGAUCACACGAGCAAAGGUCGGAUGCUUCGCAAGACUGCGGAUAUAUGAAGAAAAUGCUCGAUUCGUGCUCAUUUGCAUAAUUCUGAUAGUUUAUUUAGCGUUCGGUGCAAUCCUUUUCCAUUGGCUCGAAUGGGAGAAUGAAGUUGAUGAACGAAUAGCGAUUGACAAUCGUAUGGCAGACUAUCAAAAAGUUUACUGUAAACACAAACCAUUGAACGAAUGCGAUUUCGAAGAAAUGGUUAGAUUUAUAUCCGAUGGAGCAACCAGCGGGCUAUUGAACUCAAGAUCUCGUUUUGAUCAUCUUGGUUCUCUUUUCUUCUCAGCAACUGUCAUAUCUACAAUUGGAUUUGGAACAUCAACUCCUAGAACACAUCUUGGUAGAUUCAUCACAAUUGUUUACGGAGUUGUUGGAUGCACCUGCUGUGUGCUGUUCUUUAAUCUAUUCUUGGAGAGAUUGGUGACUGGAAUGUCAUACAUUUUAAGAAGUCUUCGAGAGCGCAAAAUCCGAUAUCGACUCAAGGAAUCAGGAAACAAACCGGUCACGUUGCUGCUUAACAACGAAGAUUUCAAUGAAUCUUCAAGCUCUUGUGGCGGCCACAUGGACAACUGGAGACCCUCUGUGUACAAAGUGUUCUUCAUUCUUUUUUCAAUGUGCCUGGUUUUGAUCACCGCCUCCGCUGGAAUUUAUUCGGUCGUUGAAAACUGGAAUUACAUUGAUUCCCUAUACUUCUGCUUUAUCAGUUUUGCCACAAUCGGCUUCGGUGAUUAUGUAUCAAAUCAGCAGGAUGUAACACGGAUGAGCCCUGAUUUGUACAGAUUUGUCAAUUUCUGUCUUCUGACUCUUGGAGCUUGCUUCUUCUAUUGUCUUUCAAAUGUGUCUUCAAUUGUUGUUAGGCAACUUUUGAAUUGGAUGAUCAAGAAAAUGGAUGUAAAAGUCGAAGACCGAUCAUUCUUGUGCUUUAAGAAAAAACGAAGAUAUAUGGGACUCGGACUUCGACCACCAAAAGGAUACGAUAUGACAUCUGAAAGGUCGUCGGUUGAUUACGCAGAUGGGUUGCUAUCGUUGAAAGAAUUUUUAAUGAAUAACCAGAGCUCAAUGAUCAUGCUACAGAAACAAUUGAUUAAAAGUGCAAUGAAAAAUGUGGUGGAGAAUGAGGAGCAGAAGAUAUCGGCAACAAGAGUUGGACCAAUGGGAAUAUUGGAUGAAGCUUUUGGAGAUGAGCCUUAAACCUUUAAUCAGAGUUUUACUCGGGUCGAUUUUUGAUUAUCUUGUAGAAUGCUCGUGCAAAUUGUAUAAUUAGUAUCGGGUUUGACAUUAUCGGAACAAGAAGUUUCGCUAGUUUAUUGAGAAGGUGUUACUUGUUUAAUAAUGUAUAAUGUCAUUUUUUCAUUCCUUACAACAACUCAAAUGUACCUAAUCUCAUUUUUAACGGGUCUCAAUUGAUUUCUAAAUGAACUUUCUAUUCCUUGA
Caenorhabditis elegans is the source of this 1670-nucleotide messenger RNA. RefSeq names its product Potassium channel domain-containing protein (gene twk-14). Lineage: Eukaryota; Metazoa; Nematoda; Chromadorea; Rhabditida; Rhabditidae. Gene Ontology annotation, molecular function: potassium channel activity. The transcript is spliced from 9 exons. Gene Ontology annotation, biological process: potassium ion transmembrane transport. The record is from RefSeq and is marked reviewed. Gene Ontology annotation, cellular component: plasma membrane; membrane. Bases 72 to 1427 code for a protein of 451 amino acids.